UAUAUAAUUGGAUCAUUUCAGGCACUGAUGUUAAAUACAUCAUCAAAGUUGACUUAUGAAGAUUCUAAACAUUUCAACAUUCUUAUCGACGACAUAUUUCCAAAUAUUGAAAAGGAUUCUUUACAAUUACAGAUCGAUCUCUUGUUAGAACCAGUGAAAUUGGCUGCAUCUGCGAUGACUUUAACUCUUACUGACAUACAGAUGAAGAAAAUAUUUGAGCUAUACAAUCAAUUACAUCAGAGGAUGGGUGUUAUAUUGUUGGGUCCUAGUGGCUCUGGUAAAUCUACUAUGUGGAAAAUAUUGCAGAAAGCAAUGGCAUUAAUAAAUAAACCUGUGAGAACAUAUUGGAUCAAUCCGAAGUCACUACCAAAACAUAAACUGUUGGGACAGAUGGAUAUUGAUACUCGGGAGUGGUCUGAUGGUAUAUUGACGGCAGCUGCCCGAGAAAUCGCCAAAAAUAGUAGUACAUUAUCGUGGAUAAUUUGUGAUGGUGACAUUGAUUCCGAAUGGAUCGAAGCUCUUAAUUCCCUAACACUGCCAACCGGUGAAAGAAUUCGGUUUGGAUCCAAUUUAAAUUUCAUUUUUGAAACGGAUAAUCUUGCAUGUGCCUCUCCGGCUACAGUAUCUAGGAUGGGUAUAGUGCUUGUUAGCGAAGAAGAUAUGAGCAUUCAAGAUUGUGUUAAUCAUUGGCUAUCGAAAUAUCUCAACAGUAAUCCUGAUAUGUCUACUUGGAUCAAUGAUCACUUGUACAGGUUGAGAUGUCUUGAUUGGAUUUGGGCUAGACAGGCUUUCGAAAUUAAAAUAAGUAACGUCGGAACUGUGAGGAAUGCCUUAAGUCAUUUGGGGAAGGUAACAUCGCGUGAUGAAUUCUUGGUAGCUAUAUUUCGUGGAUUGGCCCAAAAUUUGAAAUCAGAAUGCCGAAAUCAGUUUGCUUUGGAGGUUGUGUUUCAUGAGAUAAGCAUACCAGAUGAACAGAAUUUUGACAUUAUUUACUAUGAUAGACGGAGAAAAUCAUUGUUGGCUUACACAGAUGAAAUAGACAUGCAAAUUAAUAACAGUCAAUUAUUAGCGAUGGAACGAAGACCGUACAUUUUAACUGCCAGUGCUAAAGCUUAUCGUGAUACCGUUAGUAACUAUAAAUUUAUUUGCUCCUGGUUGGAAGAAUCCAAUAGGCAACCUUUUAUGGUCCUCGGUCCAGAUGGCAGUGGAAAGGAAAGUUUGAUACGAUACUGCUUGGAGUUGGAUUCAAUGAGCCAGAUAGCAGUAAUCCACUGCAGUGCUCAAACAGGAUGCCAGCAAAUAUUGGAUUUAUUUUACCAAUAUUGUGUGGAAACUAGCAGUGCAUCUGGAAGGAUUUUGAAACCAAAAGACAAGCCUAAUUUGGUGAUUUACAUUAAAGCACUAAAUGUUGUGAAGCCUGACAAGUGGGGCAGUUACGAAAUAAUCGCUUUUUUGCAACAGCUUCUGACAUAUGGAGGUUAUUAUAAGCAAAAUUUGGAAUGGAUCUCUUUGGAAAAUAUCCAGGUUCGUUCUGAACUCUAUUUUUUUACUUUGAGCUUCGCAAGUGAUGAAGGUCACUGCACGCUACCGUUACGUUUUGUUUCACUACUGCGACUUUGUGUGGUUAAAUAUCCAUCGAAUGACGAAAUAAUAACCAUCUACGCUUCAUACUUGGCAAUGCUAAUUAAGGACUGGACACUAUUGUCGAACUAUCAUCCGAAAGAUAUUGCAAAAAUUAUGGUUCACCUUUUCAAUCAAAUACGCAAUACAUUUAGACCUACUGAUGAAGCACAUUACUUAUUUACUUUGAAAGAUCUAACCAAUUGGGUGUCUGCUCUUAUGAGAUAUGAAAUUAAUGGCAGCAAUGCUGAUGACAAAUUUUUGCGGUCGAUGGUGCACGAGUGUCGAAGAAUUUUCAAAGAUCGUUUAGUUAGUGAUGAACACAAGCAAAUAUUUGAAGAUAUUCUUCACGGAGCUCUGCCUCCAGAAUUUGUUUAUGAUGAUGAAAGCAAUUUGUAUGUUACUGCUCCAGAAGUGCUCCCAGUAUCAAUGCAUAAAGGAGCUUUGUUAUCACUAGUGUACUGUGAAGAGUAUAUCAAUCUUUUGCAAACAGCAGUCAAACAAUAUGGCAAGUUGUAUUUUGAGGUAGGAAAUUUAAAAAUGCCAAUUCAUCACGAAUUCGCAAAAUUAUGCUCGCGAAUUGAUCGAGGCAUCACUUUACCUGGUACUAGUACUUUAUAUUUUUCCAUCUUAACUUUAAAUCCUUUCACAGGUGGGUCAUUAUUGUUAGCUGGAAGAGCUGGAAUGGGAAGACGAGAAGCUGUGUUACUUGUUGCAAAUAUACACGGCAUGCCGAUUUUUACUCCAAAAAUGACCAUAUCAUAUGGAAUGAAACAAUUCAGAAAUGAUUUGAAAACAGUUAUCUUGGAUGCAGUUGUUAAUAACAAACAUGUAGUUUUUAUUGUUGAAAAUCAUCAUUUAUUGUGUGACACAUUUCUGCAGUUAAUCAGUUCAUUAUUAUCAUCUGGUGACGUUCUUAGGAUUUUCACUUCUCAAGAAUUAGACAGCAUUUUAUUAAACUUGCGCGAUCACGCUGCUCAAGAUGCUUUUCAAGGAAAUUUACUCUCAUACUUGGCUCUCAAAGUGAAAGUUAAUCUGCAUAUUGUCCUUAUUAUGAAUAUUGAUGACACUAAAUUUUCUGUAAAUUGUUCAUCCAAUCAGUCGCUGUUCAAGGAGUGUUCAGUCAUUUGGAAUGAAACGUGGAAUGCAGAUACUUUAUUACAGUUAGCAAAUUUAAUUUUAUCUCGUAAUGCUGUGAAAGUAUCGGAUGAUACACUAGUCGCACUUCGACAAAUUUAUCAUUUUUGUCCGUAUCAUUUAGCUUCACCUGCGAAAUAUAUCCUUUUUAUUAAAAACUACAUUCAUAUUCUUAAUAAAAAACGAAACGCGGUGGAAAUCCGGACUAACAGAUUAAAGACUGGAAUUGACAAAUUGACGGAAGCACGUGAGGCGGUUUCUGAAAUGCAUAAAAAAGCUGCCAAAAAAAGUAAAUUAUUAACAGAAAAACAAGCGGAUGCAGAUGCAGCGUUGAAAGCGAUAUCACAAAGCAUGAAGAAUGCAAGCUAUCAACGAGCUGAUAUGGAACAGCUUAAACUAGCUGUUGUUAAGGAAAACGAGAAAAUUGAAAAUGAAAAAACUUUGAUCGAAGUGCAGUUGCGCGAAGUAGAACCAUUAUUACGAGAAGCACGUGAAGCGGUUGGUUCUAUUAGACCAGAGAGUUUGUCAGAAAUUCGAAGUUUGCGUGCUCCACCAGAAACAAUUCGGGAUAUCCUGCAAGCCGUAUUGUUAUUAUUGAGCAUUUUUGAUACAUCCUGGGAAGCAAUGAGAAAAUUCUUGGCUAAAAACAGCAUGAAAGAAGAAAUAAUCAAUUUCGAUGCGCAAAAGAUUUCACUGGAUAUACACAAAAAAGUUUCCAUGCUUGUAAAAAACAAGGAGGCAUCAUUUGAUCCUAAAAAUGCAAAACGAGCAUCUGCUGCAGCAGCACCAUUGGCAGCUUGGGUAAAAGCGAAUUUGGAUUACUCGACAAUUUUGAGACGCGUAGAACCACUGCAAAAAGAAAAAAAUUGUUUAAUUAAGAAUUUAAGUGAAGCCGAAAACCAAAUGAAGAAAUUAUCAAAGGAUUUGGAAACAGUAGAUGAACAAGUUGCUAAGUUGAAACAUACGUUUGAAGCUCGCACAGAAGAAGCGACACAAAUAAAAAUCGACUUGGAUAAGGAACAGAAUACCAUAAGAGUUGCUGGAACACUGGUAGAUCGACUAAGUGGUGAAUAUAAUAGAUGGCAACAGCAACUCGAUGGUUUACAGAAAGAACUUAAUUGUUUAGAGAAGGGUUCUCUUCUUUCUGCUGCGUUUACAACAUUCCUUGGAUCAGAACUGGAGCAAAGUCGAGAUGAAAUUUCGAAAAAAUGGAAAAAUUUGUUGGGUUUGAAUGACUUCAAUGUCUUGGACUUUAACGUUUUAGAAAGUGAAAAGUUGAAUUGGAGCAAUGAAGGGCUUUCUACUGAUGCUUUUUCACAAGAGAAUGCUAUGAUUUUAUUCAAUACUGUUGGAGUACCGUUUAUCAUCGAUUUUAGAGGGCAUGUAUCAUCUUUUUUGGAAAAUCAUAUAAAAAGCAAUUUUGAAAAAGUCAGUGCCGACAGUUCGGACUUCAUUACUCAGGUAUUGGCGAUUGUAAAAUAUUCCAGAGUAUUUAAUUUGUAUGAAAGCAAACCAGCAAAAUCGCUUUGGUUAUUUAAAUUAACUUCCUGA
Messenger RNA from Thelazia callipaeda (thelaziosis nematode), 4308 nucleotides. Lineage: Eukaryota; Metazoa; Nematoda; Chromadorea; Rhabditida; Thelaziidae. The record is from the annotation of a GenBank genome assembly.